AUGGACGAGGCGACAGAGCUCCAGGCGGUGCUGCAGGCCCUCGCUGUCGCCGUUGAUUGGCGGACGGAUCAGGCGUCUCGUGCUGCGGCCACGGAAUUCCUCGAAAAGCUCAAGACAGAGGAGGAGCCGCACCGUCAGGCGUCGCUAGCAGCCCACCUGGUGAACGGCGAUCAGCCUGAGCAUGCCCGCCUCUUCGCCUUCCAGCUGCUGCAGAACGUGGCGCGCAACAAGUGGCAGCAGUUCCCCGCGGACGAGCGGCGCAAGCUGGCAGUGUACGCGUUUGACCUGCUCAGGCGCUGUGCCGACACUGCUGGCGAGCCCUGGUCCAUCCGCAGCAAAGCGGCCGCACUGCUGGCUGAUAUUGUGAAGCACGAGGGGUCGGACCUGUGGAAGGAGAUGCUGCCGUCUCUGCUCGCUCUCUCUGCUGCCAGUCCCGUCCAUGCAGAGACGGUGGCUCUUGUGCUGCAGUUUGUACCAGAAGAUGUGACAGUCCAUAACGAGGAUAUAGAAGGCAACAGGAGGCGUCAGCUGCUUCUCGGCCUUACAGCGACUCUGCCGCAAAUCCUCCCCUUCCUCUACUCGGUCCGUGCUUUGCUUUGCCCACCUUUCCCAGUAAAUUGCCUUCUGGACUCUAACUUCGCAGCAGCACUGGCGGACAUGCAGCAGAGCAACGUGAAGCUGCAAGGCAGUGACGAGACAGUGGCAGGCUUGGCAGCGCUGGGGGCGUAUGCAGAGUGGGCGCAUGUACCUGCAAUUGCAUCCACUCGCCUGCUCAAUGCGCGAGUUUCAGGGUUUGAGGUUUUGGGGUAUGUAGGGGGGCUGGCAGCGCUAGGGGUGUAUGCUGAGCUGGCGCCUGAGCCUGCUCUUGCCGCUGCUGGCUUGCUGCAUGCGUAUGACCUGCGGAUGUUGAGGUUUAUAUCUAGAGUGGCUGCUCAUGUGACAGCGGGCCUGGCAGCACCGGGGGCGUAUGCGGAUUGUGCGCCUGUGCCUGAUCUCCGCUUUGCCGGCUUGCUGAACGUCUGUGGUUUCCUCCUCGGUUCGCCUGAUUUUCGAAUGGGAGCAGCGGAUUUCUUCAAGCAUCUGGCGGCCAGGUGGGUGGAUGAUGGAUACGAGUUGGAGCAAGAGUGGGUGGUGUGGUGGCACUCCCCUUCGGACGACCAGGAGGCAUUCAACGCCGCCAUGACAUCAGUGGCUGACUCCCUCGUCUCUGCAGCUGAUGCCUCCUCGAUCGCAUCACCGCCUCUACAGGCUCCGCCCCCUCUUCCUCUCCAAGGAGAACAGGGGAACAGACAGGCAACGGGGAUGGCAAUCCUUGUAGUAACCCUCCCUCCCCCCCUGCCCUCCCUCCCCCACCUCAGGCGAGCCCCUUCGGACGACCAGGAGGCAUUCAAUGCCGCCAUGACAUCAGUGGCCGACUCCCUCGUCUCGGCAGCUGACGCCUCUCUCGAUCGCAUCACCACCUCUACAGCCUCCGCCCCUGCUUCCUCUCCAAAAGAAACGGGGGGGCUUUUUGAGCGAGCCCCUUCAGACGACCAGGAGGCAUUCAACGCCGCCAUGACAUCAGUGGCCGACUCCCUCGUCUCUGCAGCCGACAAUUCCCUUGAUCGCGUCACCACCUCUACAGGUUCCGCCCCUGCUUCCUCUCCAAGGGAAGCAGCGGGGCAGGGAGGGGGGAUGGCAGCAGGGGGGGGCGCGAGGGGAGGAGGGGGGGCGGGGGAGGUGGAUGAGGGGGAGGUGGCGUUUGCUGAAAGGCUGUGUGAGGCGAUGGUGGCAUUUGCGCCGUCGAAUCUCAAAAGAGCAGCGCAGCAAGAUGAUUCUAGAUAUGCCAAGUUCUUCCACACGAUGCUUCGCUUCUUUGAGUGCAAAUGCUUCUCCUUGCACGCCCUGGCGCUCCAACUCUGGCUGGUGUUACUGAGGGAAUCAGCACAGAGCACGAGUGGCGGAAAGGACAACAAGCGCGCUGCAGUGAUUCUCGUGCCGCCUGAUUUCUGCUUGAGGCUGCUGGACGUGGUGGCAGAUCACCUGCCGAGACGACCAGGGGAGGGGGAGGGGGAUGAUGGGGACGACAACGAAGGGUGGCAGGAGGAGUUCACCAACAGUGGAGACUACGCUCAGUACAGGAGCCGACUGAUGGACGUGGUGCGGCUGGUGACACAGCAGCAGCCGCUCAUAGCAGCAUCCAAGGUGGCCUCUCGCAUCGAAGCCGCGGUUGCUGCUGCCACCUCCGCUCCCCCGCCCCCCAAGGUGGUGGCAGUGUUGGAGGGAGCGAGAAUGCUGGAAGAUGCGGUGAUGACUGCUGUGCCUGAUGCAGUCAUGGCAGCAGCCGCUGCUCACUCCACCAAUCCCGCCAUUCUUGCUGACGACCUGGGGCUCAUUGUAGAGGGUGUGCUACAACGCCUGUUGUGUGUGCAGUGGAAUGACCCCGUGCUGAUAGAGCUGCAUGCGCACCUGCUGGACGCGUUGGGCCCCUUCCUCAAGCACUCCCCGCCCGCAGCUGCCCUCGUCAUUCCCAAGCUCUUCGAGCUCCUCAGCUCUCUGCCACCCACCCCCCUGGGAGUGGAGCCCAUGCUGCGGCCGGAGCGCAGUGAGGACCGUCUGCCCCGCCUGCAAGUGUGCACGUCCAUCCUCAGAGUGGCGCGCUCUGCUGACGUGGCCCUUGUACCCAUGCUCAAGGUGCGUUACACGGCCCCUGGUAUCGCCUCAGGCGACGCAGUGAGGGGUGAGGUGAGAACCAAUCGCCUGCCCCGCCUGCAAGUGUGCACGUCCAUCCUGAGAGUGGCACGCUCUGCUGACGUGGCUCUCGCGCCCAUGCUCAAGGUUAUGGUGCAGCGCGUGCAGUCAAGCUCUGAGACGUCUCACCACUCGUUCCCUCUCACUCACACCCUCCCCCUCUUCUCUCUCCAGGCGAUGGUGGAUCAGGUGAUGGGCAUUCGGCAGCAGCAGCAGGCAGCAGUGCAGCGCGUGCAGCAGAGCCAGUCUGGUGUUGAGACGUCUCACUCACAACAUGUGUAUUCCGAUUCCUGGUUCCCCUCCUUUCCUCCCCCUUCUCCUUUCCCGGCGAUGGUGGAUCAGGUGAUGAACACCCGGCAGCAGCAGGCAGCACUGCAGAAGUGCCUGGCAAUCUUUGAGACGUCUCAUACCUCCUCUAAUCUCCCUUUCUCCGUUCUCCACACCCCCACUCCUCUUCUCCUCCUCCAACUCCAGGCAAUGGUGGAUCAGGUGAUGGGCAUUCGGCAACAGCAACAGGCAGCAGUGCAGCGAGUGCAGCAGACGCACCCCAGUGAAGAAGCAGCCGUGGUAGAGUGGCUAUUAGCACCCAUCCGCGCCCAAUGGGCGGAUGCCACGUGGCAGGCGCGCUACCUCUCCUCCCCGGAAGCCCUAGCAGCACUCCUCCUCCACUCCCCCAGCUCGGGCUCCCAGGAGGAAGCAGACUUCUGGGCCGUCUACCACACCACGAUGCUUCUUGAGAGAAUCAUGCGCCGCGCUGCUGUUGGCGGGGGGAGCGGAGUGGGAGGGGGAGGAGCGGGAGGGGGAGCAGGGGGAGGGGGAGGAGUGGCGGCGACGCCGCCGCCUUCCCCUGGGGUUGUGGGGGUGGCGGAUGGGGUUGUGGGGGAAAGAAGCGGGAGUGGAGGGGGAGGGGGAGGGGCGGUGCACUGUGUGAGUCCGCACCUGCAUUGGAUUGUGCCUCCCCUGCUCAGACUGCUGCACUGCCUCCACGCCCUCUGGUCCCCUCAGGUGCUCGCCUCCCUUCCCCCCACCCUCGCCCCAGCGCUGCUGGUGGGGCAGCAGGAGAAGGCAGCAGUGCUGGGGCAGGCAGGCGUGUCAGGCAAGCAGGAGGGCGUGCCGCUGCUGCUGGGGGGGACCGGGGGAGGAGGGGGGGCGUGGGGAGGCGGAGGGGGAGGCGGAGGGGUUGGGGGAGGAGCAGGGGAGAGGCAGCGGGAGGCUAUGGCUUUGGCGAUGAGGCGAAAUUGGCUCAAGUGUGUGCGGGACAACAGUUAUGGCUUCCUUGGUAUGGCAGCAGCAAACGCCCCAGCAGCCUUUUUCUCCCUUCCCGAGCCUCCCGUCACGAACCUGCAAUCCUUAGGUUCGGUCUCACCCCAGCAGCAGCAGUUCGUGCUGGAGGUUCGGGCCGCACUGGCCGAUUCCGUGGCUAGCAUGGAGGCUCGGCACCUGCGACUGCUGCAGAAGCUCGUCCUGCUCCCAUUGGUCAAAUCCUGUCCGCCGAGCCUCUAUCCUCUCUGGCUCGGCACGCUCCUGCCACCGAUCGUUCUUCACUGCGAACAAUGGCUGACUGCCACGUGGCAGAGAUUCCUGCAAGAAGGGCUGUGUGGGGGAGGAGGGGGAGGGGAAGCAGCAGGGGGUAAAGCGCUUGCUGCUGUUUCUGGUGGUGGUGAGAGUGAGAAGGAGAGGAGAGGAGGGUUAAAGGAUGAGCUGUUUAACGAGAAAAUUCUAAGGGACCUGACAAGAGAGACCUGCGGCCUGUUGGCUCUCUUCCCUAUCUUGCCUCAGUCAUCCUCGUUACAGGCUGCCUCGUUUCAAGCCACGGCUUCUGCGCUCAUGGCUGGUGUCACUGGUGGUGGUGGCAUUGCGGGUGCUGCUGGUGGUGCUGGUGCUGGUGGUGAUGAGAGGAUGGACAUGCAUUCGGUGGCAACCGCGGCAAACAGCUUGCUGCACUUCCUCUUACAGCACCACCCAGAGGCAGCAGCAGCGUGCAUCCGAGUGGCAAUGGCAGCAAUGGACUGGCCCGACAGCGACGCCUCUCACAAGGCUGUCCUCUUCAACUCAGGCCUCGUGCACAUGCCGGAGCUGCUCGCCGAACCUGCUGCACCGGCUUCCGGGCCUCCCGCGCAGCUUCGGGAGAUGGUCGGCCGGACCAUGUUUGCAGCGGCGGUGCAGGCGCUGACGCUGGAGUCUAAUGCGGGGAUUCAGGCGCAUAUUGUGGCAUUAUUGAGGGAUAUUUACCUUCGUUUGGGCCCUUUAACCUCUGCUCCUAGAGAGGUGCUCCUUUCACUCUCCAUUUCACCAGAGGCCCUCGCUUCGUUCGAAGCUGCCCUCAAGAGUACGGGUAGUGCAAAGGAGCAACGGGCAGCUUUCAGAACUUUGCUCACAGGAGUCGCAGGGGGGCAGCUAAAAGCAUUUUCUGCCCAGAAGAAUCCUACGACCAUCUCGAAUGUCUCGGGUAAGUACACCCCCUGA
Molecule: messenger RNA, 5196 nt
Organism: Closterium sp. NIES-65
Lineage: Eukaryota; Viridiplantae; Streptophyta; Zygnematophyceae; Desmidiales; Closteriaceae
Source: the annotation of a GenBank genome assembly